Molecule: messenger RNA, 1764 nt
Organism: Oenanthe melanoleuca
Lineage: Eukaryota; Metazoa; Chordata; Aves; Passeriformes; Muscicapidae
Gene: ADORA1
Product: adenosine A1 receptor
Exons: 3
Coding region: 435-1406 (323 amino acids)
Biological process (GO): G protein-coupled adenosine receptor signaling pathway
Cellular component (GO): dendrite; membrane; synapse
Molecular function (GO): G protein-coupled adenosine receptor activity
Source: RefSeq, a predicted model, not a curated record
AAAACCGGUUUUAGCGUUAAACCGGAGCCCGACUGGUGUGGGCAGCGCCGGGGCUGGGUCGGCUCCGCUGCUCCUCCGCCGCCGCCUCUCCCCCGGUCCCGCCGCCUCCUCCGGCCCCUCGCACUCCCUCCCCCGGCCCGAAUCGGGUCAGUCGCUCUUUAAAGGCUGGAAGGCGGCACCAUGUGAUGCUCCGGCUCCGGCGGGGAGGGGGCAGCGCCUGCGGGAGCCGAGCGGUGCCGGGCACCGGGGACCGAGCGCAGCCCCGGCGGCCGCGGCCAGCCCGGUUCCCGCAGGUUCCCCGGCCGCCCGCAGCAUGAGCCCCGCCGCGGGCACAGCGCUGCCUCUCCGGCCCUGAGGGCGCCCCAAAACAAGCCCUGGGUUUGCAGGACGAGGUGACCGAGGAAGCACACGGGAGCAGCGCGGACCGCAGCACCAUGGCACACCCCAUCUCAGCCUUCCAGGCUGCCUACAUCUCCAUCGAAGUGCUCAUCGCCUUGGUGUCCGUGCCGGGCAAUAUCCUGGUCAUCUGGGCUGUGAAGAUGAACCAGGCACUGCGGGAUGCCACCUUCUGCUUCAUCGUCUCGCUGGCCGUGGCCGACGUCGCCGUGGGGGCUCUGGUCAUCCCCCUGGCCAUCAUCAUCAACAUCGGACCCCAGACCGAGUUCUACACCUGCCUCAUGGUGGCCUGUCCCGUCCUCAUCCUCACGGAGAGCUCCAUCCUGGCGCUCCUGGCCAUCGCCGUGGAUCGGUACCUGCGGGUGAAGAUCCCAGUCAGGUACAAGAGCGUGGUGACAGCGCGGCGGGCAGCCGUGGCCAUCGCCUGCUGCUGGAUCGUCUCCUUCCUGGUGGGACUCACCCCCUUGUUCGGCUGGAACAACCUCAACAAGAUGCAGAGGACUCAGGAGCCGAACAGCAGCCACACGGAGUUUGUCAUCACCUGCCAGUUCGAGACGGUCAUCAGCAUGGAGUACAUGGUGUACUUCAACUUCUUCGUCUGGGUGCUGCCUCCGCUGCUGCUGAUGCUGCUCAUCUACCUGGAGGUGUUCAACCUCAUCCGCAAGCAGCUCGACAAGAAGGUGUCCUGCAGCGCCAGCGACCCGCAGAAGUACUACGGCAAGGAGCUGAAGAUCGCCAAGUCGCUGGCGCUGGUGCUGUUCCUGUUCGCGCUCAGCUGGCUGCCCCUGCACGUGCUCAACUGCAUCACCCUGUUCUGCCCGUCCUGCCGCACGCCGCCCAUCCUCACCUACAUCGCCAUCUUCCUCACCCACGGCAACUCGGCCAUGAACCCCAUCGUCUACGCCUUCCGCAUCAAGAAGUUCCGGACGGCCUUCCUGCACAUCUGGAACCAGUACUUCUGCUGCAAAGCCGCCAAAAACGGCGCCGGCGCCGCCGAGACGGGCACCUAGAGCUGGGAGGGCAGCACCAGUGCCCACCAGUGCCCGCCAGUGCCCACCAGUGCCCACCAGUGCCCGCCAGUGCCCGCCAGUGCCCACCAGUGCCCGCCCAGGAAGGGGUGAAGCCCCCGGUGGGUUCUUGGCUCAGCAGCCCCUGCAGUCCCCACGGCCACCCCGGGGUUAUUUAUUCACGAGCAUUGUACUGUUUGGAUAUUGUAGCCUGCACUGUUCCUUCUGGUUUAGGAUUUUUUUUUUCCCCCUGUUUGUUUUUGUUUUUCAUUUUUUUAAGCAUUGACAAGUACUUAAGGAGAAGUUGUACAGACGAACUCUGAGUUUAUCUUCAUCAAAUAAAGUCCAGUGAUCCAAACCA